This is a messenger RNA of Aplysia californica (California sea hare), 872 nucleotides long. RefSeq lists its product as uncharacterized. Lineage: Eukaryota; Metazoa; Mollusca; Gastropoda; Aplysiida; Aplysiidae. The transcript is spliced from 3 exons. The record is from RefSeq and is a predicted model, not a curated record. The coding region runs from base 287 to 850 and encodes 187 amino acids.
GAUUCUCACUGCUCAGCUUCCAAGGGACGCCACUCGCGUAUCUGUGCGAGUCGUGUAACAGGAAAUACAGGGAGAAAAAAUUACGAAGCUGUUUAGAUUUGAGGACUUUGAACAUUAGAUCUACUGUACUGAAAAUAAUCAGAAUUCGUGUGUCCUAAAUUUUCGAUCAAAGGUGAGACUAAAAGGGCUUCUGCGAGAGGGACUCAAGUUUUUAUUUUAAAGGAUCAAAGUUGAAAGGAAGAUCUGAUUCAGGUACACCUUGUUCCUUUCAAGUAACAUUAUAAGAAUGGCCCGUCAGCUUACAACCUCAGUCUCUGAUGCCUUCCUCACCUGGUCUGUGCUGUACUUUAUCUACAAUGUGUUCUGGAUAAACUUUUUUGCCUGUGUUGGUUUGGGUAUCCAAGGUGUGGCCGCUGCUCUGGGUGUCGCCCGCUUUGCUCAAGCCCGGCAAGAAGGUCAAAUCUACGACUACCAUAUGAUGGCCGCUUGGUUGGCAAGGGUACUUGGUGUCCCACUCCUUGCUGUAGGCUUCUGUCACAAGGAGUUGCCAAUUAUGAUGAACCUCAACAUCAUGUUUAUGAUGGGUGUUCUUCUGGGCAAUCGCCUCCUGGCUCCCGGCAUGCGCAAACUGAUAGUGGAGGCAUGCAGUGGAUUUGGCAUGCUCACCAUCAUCAUUGUGUCACUACGCACAUGGAAUAUCUACGGUGUUUUGGCUGCUGCGGUCUACAUUGUUUCCGGGCUGAUGAUUGGCUCAGAGGGAAAGCUAGGCAUGGUUUACCGAGUUGAUCUGUUGCAUGUUGGGCUGUUGGUGGGCAACAUUUUGUUCACCUGGGCUGUUUUGAAUUUGUAGGAACAUCUGAGAAAAUUGUUAG